AUGUUUUUUGAGGAUGUCACCUAUCCAUACAUCUCAUGGAGAGGGAAUAUGGUUGUAGUCGCGAGUUGUUUUUACAGAGAAUAUGUGAAUGAUGAUAGAGUCAAGGAGCUGAUGGAGUUGAUAAGGACUAAGCAUGACUUCAGUGACCAUGUUUGGGCUUUCGAAGAAACUGCAGAGGUUUCUCUGGAUCUUGAUGAUGAAGCAGCUGUGAAUGCUGGAGCAGCAGAGAGUGAUGAAGACUUUCACACUCCAAAUGGAUCAACUAGUGUAGGCGUUUCAUCAAAAAAGAGUAUGAAGAGGCUCCCAGAUCGUGGUAUGGAAAAAAGGAAACAUAAGGUUCUCUCUACUGAACCUAAGCAACCGGUUCUUAAUGAAGACAUGAAGGCUUGGGUGAAAGAGUUAUUUGAGCAGAAUUUCAAUGCAAUGGAACUUAGGUUACAUAAACAGAUGGAUGAGAAAUUUGAGACACUGCAGUCCGAGCUGAAAGGAUCGCGCAAGGAUGCUAGAGUUGAGCUCAAAGAUUCCGGGAACGAUGGACAGCCUACACCGACGAAGCCAUCGACGAGCCAGCCAGAGUUGAGGAGUUCCACUCGCGGGGAAGCGUCUCAUAGCCCAGCCGAUGGGAAUUUCAGUGAAGCAGAUGAUAUCUUCCGAGAGAUGGGUACGCAAGGCGUUGAAAUGCUGUCUCAGACCUCGUAUACAUCUAAGGAAGAUGACUGGUGGACUCCGAUGACUUCAGUCAGAGGUUCAAAAUCUAAACGAAGCAAAGGUAAUACAGCUCCACCUCUGUCGCAAUGGAAGAAAUGGACGAAAGGCAAAGGCAGUACACCCCAGCAUCUCGAUAACCCAUUGCCCGACGGUUCUCCGCAGUUGUCACUUUGUUAUUUUUCCAAAGAAUCAUGGACAUGA
This is a messenger RNA of Eruca vesicaria subsp. sativa (arugula), 909 nucleotides long. NCBI's taxonomy places the organism in Eukaryota, Viridiplantae, Streptophyta, Magnoliopsida, Brassicales, Brassicaceae. The record is from the annotation of a GenBank genome assembly.